GCGCUCAACAGACCCAGGUCCAUGUCAAAGGAGGGUUUCCUGUUGCUUCACGACGAGGGCCGCCGCAGCCACAUCUACUACUGCGUGCUGGGCGAAGGCAAGCUGCAGUUCUACAACAAACGUGACCGCGGCGUGAUGGUCCGAGAGGUCGUCCUCUCACGCUCGAGACUCAAGGUACGAGGGAUCCCGGACGUGGACGGCCGCGGUUGCCCCUACAGUUUCUCCGUCAGGCUACAGCGGUCAAGGAUCCGAGACGGCAGGGUUCUGGUGUAUGGUACUCCCGUGCUGCUGGUGAUGAGCGCUCCAACAUGGGGAGAGCGCAAGGCCUGGGGUAACGCCAUCCACGCCUGGCAACGCAACUAUUGGGGCGAACCUCAGCACAAGGCGCUGGGUCUGGCGCCCGACGAGCUGGAGGUGCUCUUUGAGACGCAGUUUAAAGCCUUGCAGAUGGUGCUGCAGACUGCGGUGCCUGAGUCUAUCAAGCAGGAGCGAGGGCGGCCAAAGAAACAGAGAGCCACGGCUGCGGCGGCAGCGGCUGCAACAGUGCCCAAGGUGCUGUUUGGGAGAGCACAGGCGGUGAAGAAGGUUGGCAAUAAAGUGAGCAAGAAGUUGAGGGAGAAAGCGGUCACGUUCUCGCUACCGCCGAUGGGGCUGAGCGUGUCCACAUCUGUGCCGACGGUGUAAUUGAGGGAGCGCUCGUGUCGGGGCUCUGGUAGAAAGGAAGUGGAUGGAUUUUUCUAAUUUAUACAUGCUUUGUUAAAGUAA
This is a messenger RNA of Phytophthora infestans T30-4, 765 nucleotides long. RefSeq lists its product as uncharacterized. The transcript has a single exon. NCBI's taxonomy places the organism in Eukaryota, Oomycota, Peronosporomycetes, Peronosporales, Peronosporaceae. The record is from RefSeq and is a predicted model, not a curated record. Bases 22 to 684 code for a protein of 220 amino acids.